Molecule: messenger RNA, 9832 nt
Organism: Epinephelus moara (kelp grouper)
Lineage: Eukaryota; Metazoa; Chordata; Actinopteri; Perciformes; Serranidae
Product: phosphatidylinositol-binding clathrin assembly protein
Exons: 19
Coding region: 1170-3026 (618 amino acids)
Biological process (GO): synaptic vesicle budding from presynaptic endocytic zone membrane; clathrin-dependent endocytosis; clathrin coat assembly
Cellular component (GO): clathrin-coated pit; clathrin-coated vesicle; extrinsic component of presynaptic endocytic zone membrane
Molecular function (GO): phosphatidylinositol-4,5-bisphosphate binding; SNARE binding; clathrin heavy chain binding
Source: RefSeq, a predicted model, not a curated record
UUUUACGCUGCCAUUUUGUCCGGCAGAGCAGCACCCAGCCAGUCAGUCCGUAAAGAGAAACCACUGGCGAGACUUUUGAGACAGCAGCACAGGACCAGGGGGACAAAACGAGCCGGUAAUGUGGAGUCGGCAGCCGAAGGACAGCGACAACUGAGCCCGAGGACCGUGAAAGGAAACAACCGAGCCCGAGGAGCUGUCAUUUUUAACUUAACGUCUCCGCCGGCUCUGCUCUUCAGUCACAGACUCCAGACGCUCGCGCUCUGGCUGGCUGGCAGGUUAGCUAACCCCCGCUAGCUACUCGGCUAACACCCACCGCUCCUCGCACCUUUUCUUCCCGGGACAAACCGCACCUGUCCCGGCUGUCAGUCACACAGUCUCCUCUUGUGAACUUAAAACAAUGUGCUGCUUAUUUCUGACUGACUUUUCGCGCCCGAGGGGGGGUUUACCAAACACUUUGCCAAGCGACCAGUGAUAGCUAACUAAAACAGUCCAAGCUAACAAGUUGACGUGGAGGAGGAACUCAAGAUUUUUUUUUUUUUUUUUUUUUUUUGGGAUCGUCGAGAUUCUUGUUGAUGUUCUCCAAACUGUGAUUUCAUACGGAUUACUUUUUGGUGUCGCCUGACCCCCGAGGAGGUCCCUCACAAAGCAAAUCGCCCAGGUUACAAACCAGCCAAGUUAGCUAUGUUUAUUUGUGGCCAGAAAGUAAUUUCCAGUGUUUACAAAUUCCACAGUGGGACUCUUUCCUGGUUCGAGUACUGCAACGGAAACAUUAGCUAACACACACUAGCUCAGAUUAGUGUCGUCGUGUUGUGUUUACUAGAUAGGUAGAUAGUCGGAAUAAACUGUUGCCAAACAAUUUAACUAGACUACAAAUCAGCUGUUGAUUGUGGUUCCCGUUGUUAAGCCAAUCUUGUACCUGCAGUUUUUUUUGCCACCAGUGAUCUGACAUUGCUGCAGACUGCACAGGUUUUGUACGCACCUGAAACACACAUACACACACAAAGAACACACAACAGUGGGUGUCUGAUCGCAACCCUUUACCUCCACUUGACAGUGAAGUCACGUUGAGUUGUGUCCCGCAGGGAGUUGAUCCAUUGAUCGGAUCGUUAUUGUGCUAUUUUAGCUGAUUGAGGUAAAAAAAAGAAAAGCAGCAGAUAGAGAUAGAAGCGAUGUCGGGCCAAUCUAUCACGGAUCGGAUCGCAGCAGCUCAGCACAGCAUGACCGGGUCGGCUAUCAGCAAGGCUGUGUGCAAAGCCACCACGCAUGAAGUCAGCGGACCCAAGAAGAAACACCUUGACUAUCUGAUCCACUGCACCAAUGAGAUGAACGUGAACAUUCCCCAGCUGGCGGACACGCUGUUUGAGCGCACGGCCAACUCCAGCUGGGUGGUGGUCUUCAAAGCCCUCAUCACCACCCACCACCUCAUGAUGUACGGCAACGAGCGUUUCAUCCAGUACCUGGCCUCCAGAAACACCCUGUUUAACCUGAACAACUUCCUGGAUAAGGGAGCUCUGCAAGGUUAUGACAUGUCAACCUUCAUCAGACGAUACAGCCGUUACCUGAACGAGAAGGCCAUGUCCUACAGACUGGUGGCUGUGGAUUUCACCAAGAUGAAGAGGGGGAUUGACGGUGUGAUGCGUACCAUGAACACAGAGAAGCUGAUCAAGACGCUGCCCAUCAUUCAGAACCAGCUGGAUGCUCUGCUGGAUUUCCAGGCCAACCCUAAUGAGCUGACCAACGGAGUGAUCAACUCAGCCUUCAUGCUGCUCUUCAAAGACUCCAUAAGGCUGUUUGCUGCUUACAAUGAAGGGGUCAUCAACCUACUGGAGAAAUACUUUGACAUGAAGAAGAACCAGUGCAAAGAUGCUCUGGACAUCUACAAGAAAUUUCUUUACAGGAUGACGAAGCUGUCGGAGUUCCUCAAAGUGGCCGAGCAAGUUGGAAUAGAUCAGGGUGACAUCCCAGAUCUCUCGCAGGCCCCCAGCAGCCUCCUGGAGGCUUUGGAGCAGCACCUGGCUUCUCUGGAGGGCAAGAAGACCAAGGAACUGAAUGCAGACACCAGAGCGUCCACCUUGUCCAGCGCCGUCUCAUCUCUCUCCUCCACCGGCAUGUCCUUCAGCCGCAUGGAUGAGAAGGAGAAGCAGCAGGCCCUGGAGGAGGAGCAGGCCAGACUGCAGGCUCUUAAGGACCAGCGCCUGAAGGAGAUCGGUAUGCAGACUCCACCCUCUGCCUCCCCCAACAGCCAGACGAUAGGCAGUGCCAACAACAACCACAUCACACAAACCCCAGAGUUGUUCACCUCCACGCUGUCCACCAACAGUGUGCCCAAUCUGAACAGUGACCUGUUUGAUCUUCAGCCGGCCUUCAUCCCCGCUGUGCAGAGCACUCCUUCAAUCUCCACCGCCAACAGUGCCUGGGGAGGAUUGGAGAGCCAGCCUCUGCAGCAGACCACCGCAGCCAUGGCUGUAGAUUUCGAUGCUGUGUUUGGGAAUAAUUCCACGCCCAGUAACAACGGUCCACAACCUGCAGCCGGUUUUGAUGCUCUAGGAGACCUGUUGAAGCCUACGAUGCCCACACACACUGCACCUCUUCCUCCUCCUCAAAUGGCCAUCCAUCAUGGAGGAAAGCUGCUAGCCAACGACCUCGACUCCUCUCUGGCCAACCUCGUGGGCAAUCUGCAGUUUGGUGGGACCCCAGCCAAGAAGCCAGAGAUGCAGUGGAACCAGCCUGGAGAGAAGAAGCUGACGGGAGGCCAGAACUGGCAGAAUAAGACCAUGUCGACCACACAGUGGGGCCCCGCGCCCAUGGCCCCACAGCCCAUGCCUGUACAACACGUGGCUCCAGCUCCCAUGGCUUUUCCCAUGACCACACCGCAAGUGCCUGUGUAUGGAAUGGUCCCUCCCCAGAUGGGUCAGAUGGGCGGGGUACCAGUGAUGGCUCCUCAGCCAAUGAUGUACAACCAGCCUGUUCUCAGACCCACCAAUCCCUUCGCACCCAUGCCCGGAGCCCAGAUGCAGUUUAUGUAAUCCAGUCAGGGGGGUAAGCAGAGUGCCAAAAGCGACAAACAAACAGCAGAAGAAAACACACAAGAGGAACGAUCAGAGGGAUGGAGGAACGAUUUGAUCAUGCUAAAACGACUAAGAGACAGACAGACGACAAGAUAACCAACCAACACCAAAAAACGAGUUGGAAAGAGGAGAGGAUGACCGAACGGAGGAUGGAGGGAUGUGGUGGAGGAGACGGUUGUUGUCUGAAACAACUUGCGAGUGUGUGUAUGUGCGUGUCUGUAGCUUCUUUCUGUUCUACUGUCUUAUUUGUCUUUUAAAUCGAUGGAGUGACGCUUCAGGAGAGGGAAUACGGAUGAGAGAGGACGCUGUGAAGAAAGACGGAGGAGGAGAAAAGAGGGGAUUGAGGAAACCCUACCUCUGGUUUUCAGUCAAACCCAUCUGACUGCUGUGAGAGUCUCUGCUGCAGAAUUAGCUUUAUUUCAUACUGGUGCUAUUUUGUCCUCUCUUGGUUACCGUCCGCCUGCAACGGCAACUUGGGAGCACUUAGGAGGGGACAAGUGUUUGUUUAGUGUGCGUGGAAGAAUGUGUACUUGUGCAGCAGUUGUUUCAGACAAUACCUUUACAACCGACCUCAUCUCCAUCCCCUGCGUUCGCCGCCUGCGUCCACAACUGUCCAAUCAGCGAGAGAUUUGGAGGCGAAUCUUCUCAAGUGUGUUUCCCGUAAUUUUACGCUCUCUGUUGGGGCUAUCUUUGUAUUUUUCAAUCUGUUUUCUUCUGCAGCCUCUCCUGAAUGUUACCGGGGCUUGUACAGCGAUUUGUUGAACCAUUUGUUAAUAGUAGUUGAGCAUUUGUUGCUAUGGGUUUUUAAGCUUAAGUCUUUGUUACUCAUACUGCAUUGUUUUCUUCUCUUAAAAGCGACAGAUACACACAGAGACGGGGAUUAGCGGUGCAGUAAUGUGUUGGCACAAUACAGACGUCUAAAUUGUCUGUGAACCAAAAAUCUUAAAGCCUGGUCACACGAGAAAGUGGUACAGGGAAAUAUGUGGAAGUGGUACUCGCAGGGCUAACUGGUGAACUACUAGAGCUAGCAAGCUAACUGCUAACACUCUAAACAGCCAGGGAAAUGCUUAUGCUAGUCAGUUCUUUGUCUGCACCAUUGUUUAGCUUUGUCCCCUGGCAUUUAUCUUGACAUCAAUUGAUUAAAUAAAGUGUUAUAAAAGAGAGGGGUAAAGCUAAUCUGAGCUAGCUAGCUAGCUCAAACUGUCAGUUAACAAAUUUGAGGGGAAAAAGCAGGCCCUCAGAAAAGCCGCUCAGCCUUGCAGCAAAUUUGGUCACUUAGAGUAUUGCAGGGAAAAAUCCCCUGUGGCCCAAAAAGCAUUUUCCCCAUAGACUACCAUUAUAAAAGAUAUGUAUGUAAAACUGUCGACAGGACACCUUCAACCAGCUUCGUUAGUUUGGUUGCUAAUGUGACACUACGUUCACACAGGUCAUUAAAAAAUGUUCCCAGGGAGGUCAAAUAAAACUGGAUAGUGAAACUAAGCUAAUGAGCUACGAUAGCCUCCUUCAUUUUAGUCUGUUCGUUCCCCCAAAAAGACUUGUAGCCUCCCCUCUUUUCCUCACUCCUGCGCUAGCUUGGCUUGGCUUGGUUUGGUUUAGCCUGUCAGCCCAGUGCGGCAGGGAUUUGCGUCUCCAUUACAACAGGGCUGCCUGCUUGAAGAUGUGUCUUCAACUGAUGACGGCUUGUCUUGAGUGAUGACGUUUAAAAGUAGAAGGCUGAUCCACGGCUGAAGUCUCUUGUUUAGUUCCAAGUGUUUUUCCAUCACACAGCAGGGCAGGUAAAAGAAGUUUACCUGUUGGAGGUGAGCUGUUUGCAGAGGUGCAGUAAGAGCCUGUUGUCUGCAGCUCUUCAUCAACAUCUCACUGUGGCUGUUUCUGCUUUCACUCUUGCUCCAUGCUGUAUUUGGACUUGUUUUAUUGAAGAAAACCCCCUAACAAAGUUGUGGUAAUUUGCUUAACACAUUUUAUUUCACCUAGAUUCUUCACAAUCAAAGUUCCCCGUUAGUUUGUUAUGUAAAAGCUUUGAUUUUGAAGCAGCAAAGUAAGGAAAUGUUGAGUUUUCAUCAGCAGUAACUUAACAUGACUCGUAUGGCUGAUAGCGAACAUGAAACAGUAAAAUAAAGCAGAUAUCUAAAGUAAAAACAGGACGUAGGAGAGAAACUAAACUCCAAACCACAGAGAUUCAGUUAGAAGCUACAAAAGUACUGAGAGCUGAACACACAGAGACUUUUAAAGAUGUCUUCCUCACUGGUCUCCUGCAGACAGAGGUGAGUUGAGUCUUGUAAUACACACAUCGUCGUCAGGGGUUGGCUACAGUUGGCGAGACGUCAUUGUUACCUGCAUAGUGCUGGUCAGGUGGGCUUUUGGCCCUACACCAGAGAUGGUCCAUCAGUGGUGUGGCUCAGCAAAGACAAAUCGCUGCAGUGUGGUUUGACUCAUGACGGCCCAAACCGGUAAUGGAAAAAGGGUAUUUCUGUUUGGUUAACGGCAACAAUUUGUAGGUCAAGUUUCACAAAAGUACUUCGCCCUUGCUGUUGAUUCACUGAUUCUGGCUGUUACAUUGGAGUUAGCUCAUUUCACCAUUUUAAAGCGCUGGUGUGACCAGGCCUUGAGCCAAACAUAAUCUUCAACAUUAAUCUUGACACAUUUUGGAUAUCAUUACUCUCAGCAGAGAGUAGAGUAGAGGAAAUCUGUAUUUUUGUUACGCUAACACAACUGCAGUGUUUAUUAGCAUCAUUAGCCGCCUGUUAGCACCUGGUUGAUCUGUGUGUAUCUGUUCCUCUUGUCCUUAUCAGCUUACCCAACCAGAUUCAGACGUCAAAGGUUUCUAAAAUAAGAGCUUUUUUAUGAGGUGCACCCUAUUGGCAGAUCCACAGUAUGUGCCGGUGAUUGAUGACAGCAGCACUGAGUGAGUGAUUAAACGUUACUGAAUUAAGUUGAAUUCACUUUAAAUUGCACUGAAUCAAAGCGAGCGGCUUUAAGUGCGACUCUGUCUGCACCGAGAGCCAAAACGACACUGGUCGUUUGGCAUCACCCUCGCUCCGUGACUCCAGGAAAUUUUGGGGCAUCAAAUUUGACUCGUGUAAGAGGUCAUUCCUCAGCCAAAGCAUCCAUCACCAUGAGUUUGACUGUUGGUAUAAGUGUGCAUUAUGCAUCUUCAGUGUGUUCACGUGUGUGCUUACACAUUUUCUGUGUAUGUUUUUCCAUUGAGGGCUAUUUCUGAGGGUCAAAUAGUGUCAAAUUUCGAGCCAAAUUUGAGCCAGCGAGUUUGACAAGAAAUGUGCUUUUUUUUUUUUUUUUUUUUUUUUGUAAAAUCAAAAUUUUGUUGCAAAAUGCACAUGCACAAGUUUGCACUGAAGUGACUAUCCUGCCGUUAAGUAGAGCUGUUGCCAGUUCUCCUGGUGUGAAAAAAAGUUGAGAAAGAGAUUUGAAGUUUGUAGAAAUCGUUUGAGGUUUUACAAUAAUGAGUUUGUCUAAUCUACCAGCCACUUUGGCAGGUGACUAAAAAUUGUUUUUCCUGCCAUUCUAACGAUGAACUUGAAACUUUUUGUAGUCCCAUCCCCAUCCCAGUCCAGUGUCUACAUCCCAGUGAUAGUUGACAUGAAAUCUCUAGAAUCUCGCUUCAGUCUCUAAACUCUGUCCAGCUGGUCUAUCUCUAGAAUGCUUUUUUAGCCUGCUUCGUCACUGUUUGGUAUGUGUAGAUAUGUAAAAAAAGAAAUUAUAGUAAUAACCAGUUUCUGUCUAGAUCGUCUGCUCCCACCCAUCACUGUCGCUGUUGGAUAGAUAUUGCUCUUAGACGCUUCUUGUCGCAGUCUUGUGUUAGCUUAGCCUCUCUUCAUAGUAUCCUCCUUAUAGAAGACCUCCUGCAGUAGGUUUCCCACCUUGUCCUCACCUCUGCCAGUGUCUAGUAACUAUAGCUCUAUUAUCUCUCUUGGUGUCUCUGUCUUUUAGCCGUAGACGAAACCUUUCGGAGGCUCUCAGGCUUUGUGGUUCGCUUUUCUCUAGCUUUGAGUGCGCUCUUUUUCUUCUCGCUGUUAGCAUCGCACCAGUGUCUGGUUAGAUAAAGGUCUUCGUCUUUUCUUUUUUCUCCCCGUCUCGACAGCAGCGGCCAUCUCCGCCUCUCGUUAUGAUGUCAGCAGCCUACAAACUGUCUCUGAUUGGACUGUUGAACCCAGGCGGUCAAUCAGAUGCUUGGAUAUCCAGGUGUUUUGGGAUAAAUGGGAGACUCUGCUGGUGAGAACAGUAGCAUAUGUAGUCCAGCCAGGUUUGGGAAAGCAGCUAAAGCUAAAGUCUGUCUGCUCAACUAGCCACUUUGAGUCAACCAGCUGUUGUUCAGGGUACUUUUAAGGUUCAUUCAAUUGGGAAACUGUGGCAAGUAGCAAGGGAAUCCACGAAUCACUGGGACACUUGAAUAAAAGUUCAGUUCCAAGUCCUGACUUUAAGAAACAUGUAGGUUAUCUUUGGUGUCCAGAAAGCUGCUUUCUGGUGUUUGUGAUGUCCUAGAAGUUAACUUUUAUCAGCAUGAACUCCCUCUGACACCACCUGUGUCCUAAAAAGGGUCUCCACCCUCAAAAUCCAGGUACCUAUUGCUUUUGGCAUCCAACUCGGACUCUCAUUAAACUAUUUUCUUAAUGGUCUGCGCUUUGGCACCAAAAAUGAGUUCUAAUCACGGCUCUUUAUUUUUCUGGGACAGCUGUCUCGCUGUCUCUAAUCUGGCGAUGAUGAAUAGGCACUUCAGAAAGAGAAGCCGUUACCGACCGUGGCAGUGAUCCAGAAUCAUAUCAUCGUCACCCUGGAUCUUAAGAACAAUGAAUCAUAUCAGGUCUCAAUGCAGAGCUGAUAAUUCCUGAUGUUUUGUAAUUACGUCCUCAGAAUACGAAAUGUGUUUGGCUUCGGUGUGAAGGACAGUGCAAGGAUGUUUUGUGUUUUGUCACCUGAAACAGGUGAAAUCAAACAGUAUGAAAGCUGUUUGACCCAGUCUGACUUUUUCAGUUCUUUUCUUUCAAGCCAAUUCGACAUUUUGUGUUCCUCUUGGUCAGCUCUCGGCUUUUCUUCCCUUUCUGUUCUCUAAAACUUUCUCUGCAUGGAAUCCAGUCCUGCCUGUUGCGAUGAGAUUGUCUUUGUCUGUGUGUCUCAAAGUGGUUUCAAAAUGGUCAAAUUUCGUGGGAUUGAGAGAGCAUAGAGACUACUGUGGUUUUCUGAGUCUCGUAAAUGUUACUGGCUCGUCUCCGAAGCGUUGAUGUAACUGCCAGUAAUUAUCACAGCUUUAUCAUGGAGGUAAUUUUGUUAUGGUAUUUAUCCAGGGAGGAGUCCGGCCGAGCAUGCAGGCUCUUUUUUCGGCAGCUCCUUUCCUCAAAUUCAGACACUUUCUCACAUAUAAAGCUGGGAGUUUCCCCAGGACAACCACUGUUCUGUUUCUUUUUACGUUUGCUACCGCCCUGGUCUGUUUGGGAUCAGGCCAGGCAACCUCGUGGCAAAGUUUCUCUCAACUAUAAAAGCUGCUACCACCUCUCUGCAUUGUUGUAGCAUGAAUCUAGGUGGAGAAGGAUACACGGAUAAACAUUGAUGUCAUAUUAAAAUGUCUGUUCUCUGCUAAGGCCAAGUGUAUCAAACAUUUAGAGAGCAGACUCCUCUCUGGCGAGCCAUCUCUCUCUUUCUGGGGUCAGUGAGUGCAUGGUUGUAUCGUUGUCGAUGUUUGUUGUCCUUUUUCCAAAAAGCAUGAUAUGACAGUGAUGGUGAUGAUGAAGAUAAAUUCUCUCCUCUUGUUGUCCCAGUUUUAAGUCGUCUUGUCAGGUGCCCCCCCCCCAAGACAAGGUGAAAGGGGCGAGAUGGAUCACACUUUGUUGACCAAUCAUUUGCCAUCCGUGACAGGGACUGAAUCUGACAGAUGUCUGUGCUGUCGAUAAACGAGCCACUGUAGCAAAAACGGAGCGCCAAACUUCUUUUGUGUUACUUUUCCCAAAGAUGUCACUUUUGUUACUUGGAGCACAGAUUUGUCCUUUUGGAUUCUCCAUUGUUGUGGUGCCAUCUGCGGGUUGCUGUGCGCCUUGCAGCCGUGGCAGCGUUAGAAUAGAAAUUCAGAAAACACCCACAGAAAUGACAGGAACGAAACAAAGAGAGGGGCUGUUUAACAGAUAAAUUUCCUCAUUUUGUCAGUGAGUUGGUGUGUUGAAUCAAAGAUCUCUUGUGCACGUUCUGUUUUUUCUACAUCUGUGUUUUUUGGUAAGAAACCCUCGGAUUGCUGCCUCACUAUUCUGUAUAUAAAGAAAUGCACACACUCACAACACAGAGCUUAAACACAUACUCUCAUAACCUGCAACUGCAUUAUUUUUCAUUUACUCUUUAUUUUUCUGAACGUGAAAGAUAUUAGCGUUAUACAGCAGUAUAUAGGUAUGAUUACUCCUCAGUGGGGACGGGCUAAACAGACAGACGAUGCAGAUUUCGAGGGCUGCAGACCUCCCUGUACAUCAGGAUCAGCCAUGAAUUCUCAAUGAUGCCAAAUGUCUUUUUGAGCAGAGUACACCUUUUAAUCUGUCUCUCUCUUUCUCUCUUCUCUGUCUCCUCCCCCCCAUCUCUUUGUACAUUUUUUUCUAUUUAUUUAAAGCAGAAAUAUAUGGAUUGUAUCAAGCAUGGAAAGGCAAACAAAUGUUACAGUUGACAACAAAAAUCACAGGCUUUUAUUUUACAGCAGUAUAUUUGUUUAUUCUAGGGAUCUGUUUUCUCUCUCUUUUUUUGGAAGAAAUAAAAAGUCAUUUUCCAUUCCUAAA